Molecule: messenger RNA, 1809 nt
Organism: Eruca vesicaria subsp. sativa (arugula)
Lineage: Eukaryota; Viridiplantae; Streptophyta; Magnoliopsida; Brassicales; Brassicaceae
Source: the annotation of a GenBank genome assembly
GGGAAGCACACCGUGCCUCUUCUCUCUCUCUCUCUCCUCUCCGUAACUAACUUCGCCGGAGCAAUGACUUCACCAGGACCUUCUAAAUCAAUCCCCUUCAAAUCGAAGAAACGACUAUUCGAUCCGCCUUCAACCAAAAACCCUAAUUCAUCAUCAUCAUCCCUACCUUUACACACGCCGGAGAAGCCGCUCACCAGAUCCAGCAACCAAUCCAUAAAAGAGAUUCGAAAAGCCGCUAGAUCUCGUCGUAAAUCCGAAGAUUCGUUGGAUAAGGUCUCAACCGCAAGGCGUCAGCUCGUGUUCUCAUCUAACGAUUCCUCCUCUUCCGAUCAUGAGAAGCUCCCGGAGAAGUACGAAGCUCUGGGAAGGCUCUUCGAUGCGUUUGAUAGUUCGAUUCUGUUAUCGAGAUUACGAGGCUCUAAACCUACAUUCUCCAACGUUUCCGGGAAAAUCGAGCGUUUGACGGAAAGGAGGUUUUGCUAUAGUCACUUGGCUCAGUUAAAGCAUAUAUUACCAGAGGGUAUUGAGAUUAAGAGAGUAUUGGUUCAUGAUGAAGCAACUUGCUGUAUGAAACCAGAUCUUCAUGUUACUCUCAACGCUGAUGCUGUUGAGGAAGGUGAGAAGUUGAGAUCAGAAAGCAAGAAGAAGAUAUCGUUGAGGAGAGUGUUCAGGGAAAGGCUUGCAGGUUUUGUUAAGGCUCAUCCUCAGGGUGAUGAAGUUCCAGAGGAACAGCUUCCAGAGCUGUUCAAUAGAAGGAAAGAUUCAAAGGUUGAGGUUAGGAGAGGUAGUUCUGUAAUGGAGGAGAUGGCUUUUAUUCCAGCAGCUAAACUGAUUUCAUCUUUCGUGAAUGUCCCUCCAAGUCCUGCUGAACCUCAGGUUAACGUAGCACCAAAAUUGUCUAAGGUUAACUUGGCUUUAACUCCAGCUAAUGUACUUUCAACGCCGGCUAAGAUGGAGUCCACACCAGUUAUUGUUGCUUCAACACCACCUGAACUCGCUUCAACUCCUGCCCGACUCUUCAGUGAAGCUUAUCUGCAGAAAAGAAGUAGCGGUGAUACAAAUUCAGAUGAUGUUCCUACUGAUCGACCGGUUAAGCUCGCGCGGCGGUCUUUACUAAGCUCAUCAAAGUCACUGAACUUUGAUUCUUAUACAGAGGACAAGAAAGAUAUGGAUGUGACAGAUAUUGAUCAAGUACCAGAGGAAGAUGCAUCCAGCGAUGAUGAAAUCCUCAGCAUACUUCCUGAUGAACUUAGACAAUCGAUUAAAGAGCAAGAGAGGAAAGCUAUGGAGGAAUCAAAUCCAGCAAUCUCAGAGGCAAAGAGAAGGCGAAAGAUGGUUGCUUGUCUGCCUAAACUUUUCAAUGUCAUUCAUUACUUGAUUCAAUCAAUAAGGCGUUGGAUUAUCACAAAAGAAGAGCUUGUGCACAAGAUCAUCGCUGGUCAUUCUGAUAUUACCGACAGAAAAGAAGUUGAAGAACAACUUAUGUUAAUGCAAGAGCUUGUACCUGAAUGGAUUUCUGAGAAAAGAUCAUCAAGUGGAGAUUUACUAGUAUGCAUAAACAAAUUGGCAUCUCCACAAACAAUCCGGUCGCAACUAGAACAAGAGAACAAGAAAGCUGUGGCUACAUCGUGCCCUUGAGAUUAUUUUUAGGACAACUUAAGUGCCCACAAGUGUAGUUUAAGUGAUUGUGUAGUAAAAAGGGGUUGAAAACAAAGUACUCUAUUUAACAGAUCUCACAUUUAGGUUAACUCGUUUUCUUGUGCAUCAUUGACAUUACCCUUUAAUCUUCAAAGUAAAACUCAAAACUCC